Lolium perenne is the source of this 2148-nucleotide messenger RNA. RefSeq lists its product as uncharacterized. The record is from RefSeq and is a predicted model, not a curated record. Lineage: Eukaryota; Viridiplantae; Streptophyta; Magnoliopsida; Poales; Poaceae. Gene Ontology annotation, molecular function: protein binding.
UCUGAAGUGUGCCGUCCUGGAGUUUCGACCCUGAGAAUAGGUACUGCGGCCAACUGCCACUCUGCCAGCUCCAAGCGCUCGUUCGCCCCAUCUCCGUUUCGAUCCUAAAUUCCCCGAUCCCACAUCCGUUCGCCGUCCUCCCGCUCCGGCGCGCACCCUCCUUCACCGCCGCGCCGCUGUAGGAAGGCAGGGCCCUCUGCCCGUCUCACCUUCGUCCGUCGUCCGGGGGCUCCCGCCGGUGGUUGGGCGGGCAGCGCCCACAUUUACCGGUGCAGGAAGGUGGGAGUCAUCCUAGGCGGCGGCAAUGUCGCGCCUCAGGCUGCGCUCUUUCUCCACCUCCGCCUCCUCACGUGCCAACGAGCUGCUGAGCCUACUCCACCAUCAUCUGGGCUCUGGGACGCUUUGGCCGGACCUCGCGCACCAACUGUUCGACGAAUUGCUGUGCCAGCCUGUGUCGGUAUCAGAGCGCGCAAUCAACGGCUUAUUUGCCGCCCUAGCGCGAGCGCCGCCCUCUAUGGCGUGCCCUGAUGCCCCUGGCCUCGCCAUUGCUCUCUUCAGUCGCAUGGCCCGAACACGCCGCUGCGGGAUGACGAUAUCCACCAAUCACACCUACAGCAUACUGAUUGACUGCUGCUGCCGGGCACAUCGCCCGGACCUGGGCCCCGCCUUCUUUGGCUGCCUCCUCAAGACAGGCAUCACGGCAGAUGUCAUCACCUUCGGCAACCUAUUCAAGUGUCUCUGUGACAUGAAGCAGACGGACGAAGCUCUGGACGUGCUGCUCCACAAGGUGCCUGACGACCUGCCUGACGUCAAGGCCUACUCGAUAAUUCUCAAGAGCUUCUGCAACAACGGGAGGAGCCAGUGUGCCCUUGAGCUGCUCCGGAUGAUGGACAAAAAAGGAGCUAACCACUCUCCCAACGUGGUUUCAUACAACACCAUAAUCGAUGGCUUCUUUAAGGAGGGUGAAGUAAACAAAGCAUGUGACCUAUUUCAUGAAAUCAUACAGCAAGGACUUAAGCCUACUGUGGUGACGUAUAGCUCCUAUAUCGAUGCACUCUGCAAAGCAAGAGCAAUGGACAAGGCAGAGGUGAUCCUUCGACAAAUGGUUAUUAAUGGUGUUCAGCCAGAUACUGUGACAUAUAGUAGCCUGAUCCGUGGAUAUUCCACUUCAGGCCAGUUGAAAGAGGUCGUUAGGUUGUUGAAACUAAUGACUAGUCAAGGUGUUCUACCGGACGUUGUUAUCUGCAAUGAUCUCAUGGCCCACCUUUGCCAGCAUGGAAGAGUCAAAGAAGCUGCAGAAAUUUUCCAUUCCAUGGCUUUGAAGGGCCGAAAGCGUAAUGUCUUCUCAUACGCUAUUAUGCUCCAUGGGUACGCUACACAAGGAUUCCUUGUUGAUAUGAUUGAUCUCUGUGAGCUGAUGGUAGGAGAUGGAGUUGUACCCAAUGUCCAUGUUUACCAUAUUCUAAUUGAUGCAUUUGCUAAGCGCGGAAGGAUGGAUGUGGCUAUGCUUUUCUUUCAAGACAUGUUGAUGCAUGGAGUGAAACCUGAUGAAGUCAUAUAUUUAACUGUCAUAGCUGCGUUUUGCAGAAUGGGCAGGAUGGAUGAUGCUACGGACAAAUUCAAUGAGAUGAUUGAUAUGGGAGUACCACAUGACACCACUGUUUACACGUGCAUGAUUGAGGGUUAUCUUAAGCAUGGUGAUCCCAUGAAAGCCAAGGAAUUGAUUGCCGAAAUGAAGAACAAGAAUAUUCGUCAUAGGUCGCAGAAGGGUAGCUGAAGAACGCAAAACACAGCUAUGACAGUUAAAUAUGUGCUGGUGAGAGGCAUGGUCAUAAUAUAUUUACUUUUACUACAAUGAUCGACAGAUAUUGCUUAGUCACCGAGAUGGAGAAAGAAUCAAAGCACUUGAAGCUGUGGUAUUGCAACAAUUGUUAAUGGCUGUUGUAAAAAUGGAAGGAUCGAUGAUGGAUUGAUUCUCCUUGGAGAAAUGUUAGGCAAGGGAGUCAAACUUACAGCUUAUGUAUCUUGCAUCAUACUGGACUUAUUACAGUUCCCAGAUGGUGAAUUUGUCGCUGCAUUAUCUGAAUUAUUGUUCCUGCAAAAUGCUUACACUGUUUUAUGUGAUAUUAUAACCGGCACAUUGACUCA